Messenger RNA from Colletotrichum paranaense, 2928 nucleotides. RefSeq lists its product as uncharacterized. The record is from RefSeq and is a predicted model, not a curated record. Gene Ontology annotation, biological process: regulation of DNA-templated transcription. The transcript is spliced from 4 exons. NCBI's taxonomy places the organism in Eukaryota, Fungi, Ascomycota, Sordariomycetes, Glomerellales, Glomerellaceae. Bases 1 to 2928 code for a protein of 975 amino acids. Gene Ontology annotation, molecular function: DNA-binding transcription factor activity, RNA polymerase II-specific; zinc ion binding.
AUGCACUUCUCAGCCAGCGCAACCUUCGCCUUGGGGCUGAUGGCCACGCAAGCCGCGGCGAGGGGCAUCGUCAAGGUGCCAAAGUUCUACGCAGCAGCCGGAACCCCGACCUACACGACCACUCUCGUCGCCCCCUUGACGCCUGUUCCCACGAUCUACGCGCAGCCAUCGGUGACCUCGUCAUCGACCUCGUCCUCGGCGACUGCCACCCCAACUGCCUCCUCCAACUCGACUCUGAGCGCCGACCUGCAGAGAGCCCUCGAACUCCACAACAUCUACCGCGCCGCCGUUGGCAACGCCAACUUGACCUGGGAUGACGACUUGGCCGCGAGCGCUCAGGUCUGGGCCAAUCACUUGACGACUGUCGGCAGCCUGGUUCACGACUCGAACCCCGGCGGCCAGGGAGAGAACUUGGCUUCGCAGUCGGGCGGCACCACCACCUAUUUCACCAACGGUGUUCAGCUGUGGUUGGAUGAGAAGCCGCUGUAUGAUGGACAGCCCAUCCGCACCACUGGGUCGCCCAACUACUUGAACUAUGGUCACUACACUCAAGCCAUUUGGAAGAACACCCAGAAGGUCGGCUUGGCCAUGGCCACCGACUCCAAGGGUACCACAUUCGUGGUCGGACGUUACUUGCCUCCUGGUAACUACAUCAAUGUCUCCGCGCCUCGUACUCACAUAAUGGCAGGCACUGAGCGAGGUACCAUCACAGUUCGCACCGCUGCCUCGGAACGGCGAACUGCAGCUGCUAAGCGCCGCUUCGUCCGCAGGGGCACCAAGAGCUGCUGGGAGUGUCGCAGACGCAAGAUCCGCUGCAUCUUUGACGAUAAGGGACCUCGAGACACGUGUAAAACGUGCUGGCAGAAGGGGACGCCGUGUGUGAGUCAGGAGUUCCCCGAAGAGGAUGCCCAGACGGCUCCGGCCCCGGUGGGCAGUCUCGGGGACCGGCUGAACCGGGUUGAGCGGCUGGUCGAGCAACUGUACCACCGGGUGGACGAUCUUGAUGUCCCUUUUUCCACUUCGCCGCAGGAGAAGGUAGCAGAAGACUGUAGCCCCGGGGCAGAAGAAUCAGCCACUAUAGGCCCAACUAGAGAAGCGUGUUCUAAGGCUGUCCGCAGCCCUUCAUCAACUCAGAACGCAGACUCAUCAACGCUUGCCGCCGCGAUACCCGCCAUAGAAGAUUGCAGGGUUAUCUACAAGCUCUACUCCGAGGCUGACAUUGUCUUUCAGCUCAUGUUCACGCCCCACUGCCUAUUGGAGCAGCUGAAGCCAGAGUCUGUCGAGCACUACUUGGAAUCCCUCAGAACACCAAUGCAUCCCACUCUACUGGCCAAAAAGAUGCUCAUGUUGGGUACGAUGCUUCAGCGCGUUCCGACCCACGCCGGAGAGGAUGCGUCCGAAGAAACCUAUCGUCUCGUGGACAAGCUCGCGGAGACGGCCAUCUCUGUGGUGUGCGAGAACAACGUGCUCCUGGGCACGCUCGACGGCCUCGAAUGUCUCAUUCUACAAACUGUCUAUCAUGCCAAUGGCGGCAAUCCAAGAUUAUCACUGCUGACCUGCCGCCGUGCGAUUACUGUGGCCCAGUUGAUGGGCCUGCACCGCCCACACGAUCCAGCUACCAUUGAGACAGUGGACCCGAAUUCGACAGCCGUUCCUGGCUUCGUGUGGUUUCGUCUGGUAUACUUAGAACGCUUCAUUUGCCUCCUUCUAGGGCUUCCCAGCAGCACCCAUGAUGCAAAGGUCAUCAACGACGAAAAGACGCAGACGUACAUCAACAGCCAUCACAUUGACAGGCUCGAACAAGUUCACUCCUCUGUCGCCGCCAAGAUCAUACAACGAAACGAGUCGGGGUCAUAUCUAUUCGACAUGGAAACCACUCACGCCCUAGACCAGGAACUCCAAGUUAUAGCAACAACGAUGCCCCCACGAUGGUGGACUAUUCCCAACUUCACCAAGCCGCACAAAGACCCCAUGACAAUCGUCCGCAACAGCCUCAACCUAGCCAACCAGCUGUUCCACUUCUUCCUCAUCAUCGAACUCCACCUACCAUUCAUGCUCCGCCACUCCAAGAACGGGGCGGCCAGCAGCAGCAGAAUGGCUUGUGUCGACGCGAGUAGGGAAGUCCUCUCCAGGUUCAUCGCGAUCCGUAACCCGGAGGGAAUAUGCAGUAUCCCCGACGCCGCUGACUUCUUCGCGCUCAUUGCGGCCAUGACGCUUAUGCUCGCGCACAUCGACGCCCGCAGACGCGACAGGGGGAGAGACAUCCUCGCGCACCAGAGGCAUACGGACCGCGACAAGGUCGAGCAGACGUUGGAGCACAUGCGUGACGGGAGCUCCAAGAAUACGGAUAUGCUUUCCAUGAAGAGCGCCGAUGUCUUGAAAAGCUUACUUGCAAUCGAGGCUGAUGCUGCCGGGGGUUCGACGUUCACUGCGAGUCUCAGUUCUGCGUCGACGCCGGCUUCGGCUUCAUGUCCUGCCGGUGAAGGUCGGAGCACAGGUGAUGCCAGGAAUGUGCUGCAGCUUAAGAUUCCUUGUUAUGGGACGGUCAUCAUCUCGCCUGAUGCUCCUCCUUCUCGCGAACCUUGGAUGCCUGUCAGUCGUAACCACCAGGGUAUGGUUCCGGACAGUCGUGCUCCGGGAAAUCUCAGUGCUGCGAGCCCCUUUGUUGCAGGCCCUAUGGCAGGAGUAUGUCCAGGCGGGGGGGCUAGUGUGAUACCAGGCUCGAGUGGUCAGGGUGAGAAUCUGCAGCUCGAUCCUAAUGUCGAUCCUAGAUGGCUCUUUGAACUCGGAAAUCCCAACCUCCUGGGCAAUGGAAUCGCCGCUGGGUUAGAGGAUUGGCCGUUUCAGGGGGUUGAUGCUGCCUUUUUUGACAGUAUGAUCAGAGGGUUCGAAGGUGGUGACGACUAUGGCGGUGCAAAUGUGCCAUGA